Molecule: messenger RNA, 2413 nt
Organism: Coccinella septempunctata (seven-spotted ladybird)
Lineage: Eukaryota; Metazoa; Arthropoda; Insecta; Coleoptera; Coccinellidae
Exons: 2
Coding region: 361-1887 (508 amino acids)
Source: RefSeq, a predicted model, not a curated record
AAAGACAUAGGCAGACCAAAUUACAGAAGUGAUGAGAUAUGUGUUGCCUGACUGUGUAUUGUUUUAUUUUAUAUCCUCGAAUGAACAUUCAUAUGGAGUUAUUUUUUGUCGUCUUUUCAUGAGAUAUGCGUUUCAUUCGUUUCCCAGAGUUAAUAAAGAGAGUUUAUGUGGAUACUUUUUGAAUAGUUAAUUGGAUGAGCCCUGCAGAAUCUUUUGGCUAUAUUUAUUGUUUAACAUUAAAGAAAACCAUUGGUUCGGUCACCUUACAGCUGUUCAAAGAAUAAAAGUCUCAAACUCUACCCUAAUUUAUUGGAGAAUUCCCCCGUCUCAGCACAUCUUGGCGCCCAACGUCUGGCAAUAAUGGAGGGUAGAAAAGACUAUAAUCUACGUAGCACGAAAAAAGACGUGGAGGGAACCGUCGAAGGUGCACAAGGCUUGUCUCCAACUCCAAUCCUACUUCAAUCAACGGAACUACCGAACAAUGAGGAGCAAGCUGCUAAUAGAUGUUCGGAAAAUCGUGCCAACAACCACGGAGCAAUAUCCAAACGUAUCGCGGAAUGUCCUCAAACUACCACACCAACAACGGAAAGGUAUCGUUCAACAAGAAGAACUCUCAAUGUAGAACAUCCGGAAAAAAGGUACGAUGCAGAUCCUACAAAUUUUUCUUUUGAUGAAAAUGCCCAUUCUGAUGAUUUUCGUUUUAAACCUCGUCAAAAGAAAGUCAACAUUUUUCAAAAUGAAAUUGUUUAUAACACUAAAUCUUUAAAUGAAUUGAUUACAAAAGUUGUAAGUGAAACCAUAAAUUUAACUUUACAAAAUGUAAAAGGUGAUCUAGCCAAAAAUAUUGAUGCCAAUGAUAAUCAACAUUCUUCAUCUGGAAUUGAUAAUGUUAGUUUAAAGAAAAAAAUUCAUUAUAAUUUGGAUUAUAAUUUCUUUGAAAAUGAAAAUAGUAAACAGGAUGCAUUAACUAACAAAAAUCGCGGGCUAAAAAACAUCCAUUCACGAGUAGACAUAGAUCAUUCAGACAUUGGUAAUAGACUAGGUGAUCGGUCUAGUGGUGUUCAGGCAGCUAACAUUCAGAGUGUACCUGAAAAUAAUAAUGAAAAUUAUUUAAGUCCUAAUUCAUACAUACCUUCUAGACAUAGUGAUGCUAAUGCCUUUGUUAAUAAUUUUUCGAACUUAAGGUUGAAUGAACGGUUGAUAAGCUUGGGUGAUCUGGUAGGUUUACUUCCUAAUUUUGAUGGCGAAGGCUAUGUACAGGCACCAAAUUUUUUACAAAUUCUAGAAAAUGGUAUUGAUUUGAACACAGUUCCUUUUAGUAAUGUGAAAAUUGUGUUAGGUAAAUCGUUUAGAGGAUCAGCAAAGCUUUGGUGGGAAGCAUAUUCAAACUAUUUCAAUUCUUAUGUUCAAUUCAAGAAUGAAUUUUUGGGCCAUUUUUGGGAUCGAAAAAAGCAAUUAAAGGUAAAAGAAAAAUUAGAAAAUAGUGAAUACAUUUCAGGAUCGUUUACUGAUCAUUUCAAUUAUUGGGUGGGUGCCGCUAAAUUUUUGCAACCACCAUAUAGUCCUGCGGAGCUAAUUGAUCUAAUAGCUCCUCAUUUUCCCCCGAAUGUUGCCAGUUCACUAUUAGGCUGUAACAGUUUUUCGGAUGCGGUUUCUAGAUUAAGACAAGCUGACAGAUACUAUAAAAAUGAAUCAACCAAUGUGCGAAAUUCUUCUAAGACUGCUCAUUCUGAGGACAAAAAAGAUUCGUCUGAGGGUGCUCGUUCUAGCAGGUUCACUUCAAACAUCUCGAACAAAUAUUCAGGAAAAAACUAUAACGUUAAAACAGUAUCAGCCUUGGAUACGGAAAUCGAGGAUCAGGGAAACGGGGAUACCCCCCACCAUUAAAAGUGGGGGAAAAAUCAUUUUCGAUCAGUAACAACCCAUUACCGGACUUAUUGCUUGAGGAAUGUGACUUUGAUCAUUCACUAAGUGAUGAUCGAUGUCCAUUGAUUCUAAUUAAUCUGUAUGGUUUUAAAUUCGCUGCACUUGUAGACACGGGCAGUAGAGUAUGUGCCAUCUCUCAAGACACAUGGAACCAAUUAGGAGAAUCACACGGGAUUAUUCCUCAUUUUUCUGUAACAGGAAUAAGAGUAGUUGGAGCUUUCAGAACCAAGCUUCAAAAAGUGACUUUUCAGGCACAAUUAGAUUUCUGUAUACAAUCGGAGCGAUUGAACUUUGAAUUUUUGGUUGUACCAGGUUUAAUUCAUCCUGUGGUUAUUGGUUGUGAUCUGUUGCGGUUUUAUAGGGUUGAUAUUCGACUUUCUGAAAAUGUCCUCGUAUUCAAUUUAGUGAAUGGAAUAUGUGAAGUACCUGAAAUUGACAUUCGUCACAAUAUAGCGACGUCAGAGACGUUGGCACUCUCAUCUUUGAA